Oxyura jamaicensis (ruddy duck) is the source of this 3619-nucleotide messenger RNA. RefSeq names its product potassium voltage-gated channel subfamily KQT member 1-like. Gene Ontology annotation, molecular function: voltage-gated potassium channel activity. NCBI's taxonomy places the organism in Eukaryota, Metazoa, Chordata, Aves, Anseriformes, Anatidae. Gene Ontology annotation, biological process: potassium ion transport; transmembrane transport. Gene Ontology annotation, cellular component: voltage-gated potassium channel complex; membrane. The record is from RefSeq and is a predicted model, not a curated record. The transcript has 19 exons.
GGGACUUGAUAAGCCAGGGGGCAGAGCCAGGCAGCAGCUCUGUCUGCACCUAUCCAGAGAAUCUGCCAUAUGGAGCUGAGCGAGCAGCAAAGAAAAGGAAUAGAGGGACACACAACAGGAGAGUAGAGGUUCUGAGUGACAGCAGGUGACAGGCUGACAGCUCACACUCUCGUGUCACAGAGAAGCUCCGUGAUAAAAGCAGAAAGUCACCUUAUCAGCUGCUGGAGAACGCCCUGGGCAGGGAGGACAUACAAUACCUUCUUCUAUGAUUUUAAAUAUUGAUAAGGGUUAGUAAUACCUGCACAUUGCUACAGAAUGUCCUGUGAUAAUGAAGAAACCAUUGAGCACUCAAUGUAUAACCUCUGUGGACCGGCCCAAGGCUCCACUUCCCAGUUUGGUAGUCUGAAUGGAAAUAGGAAAUCUGCAACCUUGCUGAAAGUCAGGGGGAGCUCAAGCAACAUGCAGUACUCUUCAGUGGCGCUGGGUCCAGAUGCCCUGGUGAAUAAGGGAUCUGGAAUUCCCUGUAACCCCAAGGAAGGCAUGAAGGCUUCAGCCAUCACAGCAAGUGAAGUCCACAGGGCCUGUACAGCAAAGUGUUUCCAUAGCCGUUAUUUAACUAAAACUAGUACACAGGGAAAUGUCUACAACUUCCUGGAGAGGCCCAGUGGAUGGAAGUGUUUUAUCUAUCAUUUUACUGUAUUUCUCUUGGUGUUGAUUUGUUUAAUAUUCAGUGUACUGUCUACUAUAGAGCAUUAUUCUGAAUUUGCCACUGGAACCCUUUUCUGGAUGUAAAUAGUUCUGGUUGUGUUUUUUGGUGCUGAAUAUGUGGUCCGAUUGUGGUCUGCAGGCUGCAGGAGUAAAUAUGUUGGCUUCCAGGGAAGAAUACAUUUUGCCAGAAAGCCAAUAUCGAUCAUCGAUCUAAUUGUGGUAAUAGCCUCGAUUAUUGUACUGAGCAUAGGAUCUAAUGGGCAGGUGUUUGCCACCUCUGCAAUAAGGGGAAUCCGGUUUCUCCAGAUACUUCGCAUGCUUCAUGUAGAUCGGCAGGGAGGCACCUGGAGACUACUAGGAUCAGUUGUUUUCAUACAUCGUCAGGAACUUAUAACAACUUUGUACAUUGGAUUCUUGGGAUUAAUCUUUUCAUCCUAUUUUGUUUAUCUUGCUGAGAAGGAUGCAGUUGAUGAGGAUGGAAAGACAGGUUUCUCCAGCUAUGCUGAUGCUCUUUGGUGGGGUGUGGUAACAGUCACAACAAUUGGUUAUGGAGACAAAGUUCCCCAGACAUGGAUUGGGAAGACAGUUGCUUCCUGUUUCUCGGUAUUUGCUAUAUCUUUCUUUGCUCUACCAGCAGGUAUUCUAGGGUCUGGUUUUGCCCUGAAAGUACAGCAGAAGCAACGUCAGAAGCAUUUCAACAGACAAAUUCCAGCAGCAGCUUCUCUAAUUCAGACACUGUGGCGGUGCUAUGCAGCAGAGAAAUCUUACAGUUCUACAGCAACGUGGAAAAUCUCGCCAUCUAGCCCUAGUCUGAGAAAACAGGCUAGAAGAUCCAAAAGAAAAGGGAAACCAGACUGUGGUAAUGGUUCUGCACCUGUGAUAAACCCAGGAGAGAAUGCCUUAUCUAUUCCACAGAUCACUUAUGAUUAUAUUGAUGAACAAGAAGACAAAAAAGUUGUGUCUUUCUACAUCGAUGAACCAGGAGGUCUUACAAGGAUGUUCAGGCAGUCAGUGGGAAGACGUUUAGAAGGGAACACCCAAGAAAUGUCACGAGCCAACAGCUUCACUGAUGACAUUGACCUUAUAACAGAAGAGUCACCACUGCCAGCUGUAUCUGAUGUGGCACAAUUAACUGAAGCACAUAGAACAGCUGUAAAAGUCAUCAGGAGAAUGAAAUAUUUUGUAGCCAGAAGAAAAUUUCAGCAAGCUCGGAAACCAUAUGAUGUACGCGAUGUGAUUGAACAGUACUCACAAGGACACCUCAAUAUGAUGGUUCGGAUAAAAGAACUUCAAAGAAGAUUGGACCAUUCCCUAGGAAAGCCAGGCCUUUUCCUCCCAGAAAAAGGGGUAGACAAAAGAUACUAUACUAUAGGAGCCAGACUGAUUCGGCUAGAGGAUAAGGUCAUGCAGAUGGACCAGAAGCUAGAUGACAUCCUGACCACGCUCCAAGCUCUCUUUGGGGAUCAGCCUCAGGCAGAGAUGUCAGGGCCAGCCACCCCACCUGUCAGACAGCUACAGACAACCUCGGAUUCCCCACCAAUGAACCGGAAAAAUUAAAAGCCGGAGCACAGCCACAUGCCACCCUCUCAUGCUUUUACAUCUGGUCUUGGUCUCAGGAUUCAGCUGUGUUGUUGGUGAAAUGAAAUAUUCUGCUGUAGUAGAUUAAAUAAAAAAAAGAAAGAGAAGCCGCAGCAAAAAACCAGUCACACCCCUAGGAGAGCACAUAAGUUUUGCACCUGUUUUAUUAGCCAUCAUUAGCUAACCUAUGUCAGCCUGUGGCAGUCCCUUGCAGCCAGCCCCAUUUAGGCUGACUGCAUACACACAGAGUGCUCAGGUAAGGUAAGCAUCCAAGUGAGGAUUAGGAUGACCCAUUCAUGGGCGGAGGGGAAAAAGGGCUGUUUUUUUGGCACUUAAUCACUAAGUUUAAUGCUCACAACAUGCCUAAAAGGGAAAAAAGAGCCAGCAUUUGAACAUGAAACAAAUGGAAAUCAGUGAACAGGAAAAUUAAACAGCAUGUUUUGACUUCUACCAAGCAGUGAGGAUCAUAAGAAGGGCAGAUUUAUAUGCUAGUGUGAAUGACAAAAUAAAGACAACAGGCUACUGAUUAAAAAUAUGGAAGUGUACACAGGCUGGUUGACAUAUGAAAGACUGAAGCAAAGACUUCAGCUAAUUAAAGCAAAGGGUUGCAAAUGAGAUGAGAUGCAUGUUGGAACAGACAGGCAAGAGAGAUAGUAUCUGCGUUGGCUUACUGCACAAGAGCACUCUAAUAGCUAUCAGCUACGCUGAUGACUGUUAUGCAAAAUGUUCUCAAGCUUUUACCUUCAUUCAGGAGUGGUUGUUGACUCCAGUUGCCUUAAUUUUAACAUAAGAAACCUGUACGGUAAUUUGCUGUGAAAUAUCUGUAAAGCUCAGUUCAAGUCACUGAGUAACACAGUGCUGCAGGAGGGCUGCAGCUGUGAUUGAGAAUCGCUGAGUUUCUUAAAGAAAACAAAAAUGCACAUACUGUUGAUGAAAGCUAAUCGCUGUUUAAAUAAACUGCUGCAUAUGAUUUUAAAUGGUGGAUUUUUUUUCUUUGUAAUUUGGUUGUAAAUUGAGUGCUGGCUGAUAUACUGUCAUUGUGAAAUGGGUCCUACCUGGCACACCAGAAAGGGGAUGGUACAACACUGUUGCUAAAUAUGUAAAUACCGAAUUGGGCUUAAAAGUGUGUUGUGUUUUUAUUCAACUCUUUUUAAUAUAUUUACAUAACCAACUGUUUAAAUGAACAGAAGUCUGCAGAGCAAAGACCUGAUUCCUGGGAAAUCCUAAAUAUAUUCUAUUCUCACUGAUAUUUAUGGAAACAAAGCCUGCCUUGCAUUUAACAGCAACCUGAAAGACUGGUCCCUUAAUACUCCUUAAUAAAAUAAGUUUAUUU